CAUCAAUUUGUUUCUUCCUAAAUCAGGGUUGGGACUCCUGUAGUGACAGCGUGGCAGGCGAAAAGAAAGCUUGUGCAGCCGUGAAACAAGUCACUGUGACAUACAGGCUCUGCUAGCGAUAGAUUCUUUCAAGUUCUUCAAGGGUGUCAACAUCGACUGCGGCAAUUGUCGACGAUGUCAAAUUCACCCCAAAAUAAUUCCGCCUCAUCUCUCCAAUCUAGUCCUCCCUCUGGACUUCUGAGUGGCCCAUCUGAUACCGAUUACCGCAGGCAACGCCUGCAACGAAUUGGUAGCUGCUCAACUGCCAAUAGCACAAAUCAAGCAGACGAUGAAACUACUGCGUUACGCGCAGUUCCCAGCAGCACCAGUUACGGGACAUUGCCCGUUGUUCGCCCGCGCCGCGCGUGCACCCAACCUGAUAUUUGGGUCCCUCAUCGUCAACCUACCCUCCCAAGCCUUCCUAUAACGCGAAGUGUGGCCGUCUCUGUUCCAAACUCUCCAUCAGCCUUCUCGCCAACAUUUGCACGAGACACACUCCGCAGUCGGAUUUCCCAGCAGCGGCCUAUAUCUGCUUACGAUGCCCAACUAGUAAAUUUCAAUACCGACACCGCGGACACUGACAUCGAUGUUCGAACCAACGGAUUCCGCGUGUGGUACUCCUCGUUCUCCUCAAUUGACUGGCUUCAUGAUGCGAUCAAGGACUCGGUCCGAUUUGCCCGGCUCCGGCGCGGCAAGUCCAUUCGCUCCAGAGUCCGACUUGUGUUCGACAAGAGCCUUGGAUGGAUCAUCGUCUCUGUCGUCGGGUUCCUCACUGCCCAAUGGCUGUUUGACAUGAAGCAAGGCUACUGCAAGACCACAUGGUGGCAUGCACGGCACUUUUGCUGUCCUCUGCCCGAUGAGUACGGGUCUUUGGAUGACCAUUGUCCCGCUUGGAGGACCUGGUCGGAUGUCUUUGCGUCAUGGACGGGCAGCGAAUUGGGGGGUGGAGAAAGUGCUAUACAGUAUCUUACGUAUACAAUUAUUGCGGUUUUAUUGGCCGGUACUUCAUCGCUCCUCACAAUCUAUCUCACGGCGUCAACGUCCUUCAUCACUCGUAAAGAAUCCGGAGUUCUAUCUCCGCAUUUCAACAAGAGUGGUGAACAGACCGCUUCGAGCUCUUCGCAGCCUAAGCGUGGUGUAAUGUACUACGUACGCACAAGCUUCGUCAUCCAUGGUUAUCUCGGCGGGCGUGUGCUAUUUACUAAAGCGCUUGGACUGGCUUUGUCAGUUAGCUCAGGAUUGUCUCUUGGCAAGGAAGGACCUUUCGUCCACAUUGCGAGUUGCGUAGGCAACAUCGUUAGUCGUUAUCAUAGCAAGUAUGAAAAUAACGAAGCCAAACGUCGUGAGAUACUGAGUGCAGCAUGCGCGGCAGGUGUCGCUGUUGCAUUUGGGGCACCUAUCGGCGGUACCCUGUUUAGCUUAGAAGAAGUCUCUUACUUCUUCCCGCCAAAGGUAGUAUCUUUACAUUCGGCCGUAACCCUCCGGUUCCUCAAUCCUUUCGGAACUGGUAAAGUUGUAUUGUUCCAGGUCACUUAUGACAAGGAUUGGCAUGCAUAUGAACUGAUAUUUUUUAUCCUACUCGGAGUUCUUGGAGGAGUAUACGGCGCCUACUUUUCCAAGUUGAACUACCGCUGGAGUCGUGACGUUCGUGGUGGAACAUGGUUAAAAGCGCAUCCAAUUGCAGAAGUCGUUCUUGUGACUCUCGUAACCACUGUUUUGUGCUUUUUAAACCCUUAUGCACGCAUGGGGGGCACAGAGCUUGUUUAUAACCUCUUCUCAGAAUGUCGCACAGGCAGCAAAAACAGCCAUUUUAAUUUGUGUGUCCUGGAUCCAAGUAAUUUCGACCAUGUCUGGCCCGUCGUGCGAGCGAUCCUUGUUGCCAUGAUAGUCAAAGGUUUCCUGACCAUAAUUACAUUUGGCAUCAAACUACCGGCUGGGAUUUUUAUACCCACACUCGGAGUAGGUGCAUGCGCUGGACGGAUUGUUGGUAUUGCUGUGCAAUGGCUCCAGUAUCAUUACCCGGACAGCACUGUAUUUGCUGUAUGCGAGGGUGACAUGGAUUGUGUCGUGCCUGGUCUUUACGCAAUGGUGGGAGCUGCAGCGGCCUUGUCUGGUGUUACUGUGAGUAACCGGCUCCAAGUCCUCGGUGCCACGAAGUUGACUGUAGAUCUCCAGAGAACAACAGUGUCGUUAGCGGUCAUCAUGUUCGAGCUGACCGAUACCCUCACUCCGAACUUCACCGGUCCUCCUGACACUUUUCACAGGCUAUCUCAACUUCCGUACCUAGAUGCUAAACAUGAAUACCUGUGGUCAAAUCUGUCCAUCAAGGAAGUGACCGAUCGAGAUGUGGAUGUGAUCAGGGUUGACCGACACAAUACCGUUGAAAGUCUUCGGGACCAAUUGCAAUUACUUCUGAAUGCUGAGCAUGAUGAUGGUGGUUUCCCCAUUCUCAGGCCAAAUCGUGACGAAGAUGGUAUGCGCCUGGUUGGCUACAUUGGCGCUAGCGAACUAGAGCAUGCUCUCACCGUCGUAGCGGAGGGAGCAACCGAGGAAGUUCGCUUCCACACUACCUAUAUGCACGAGGAUAUGGGUACUUCAUAUUCGUCCUGGGUGGAGGAGCAAAAUAAAGACGAUCCAUUUGACUUCAGUGUAUACAUGGACCAGGCGCCAUUGAUGAUUCAGUCCAACUCACCUUUGGAGCUCCUUCACCAAUUCUUCGUGAAGCUUGGUGCUCGUUAUGUUAUAGUGACGGACACUGAUGGUGACUAUGAAGGCGUAAUUGACAAGAAGACGUGGCUAGCAUUUCUCAGCGAAUUGGAGGAGAAAUCAUGAACAAUGGACGUGAUCAACAGACACUCACACUGGGAUUAUUCUGUAGAUACUGGUUACAUACCAAAGUACCAAGUACGCGAUACUGAUAGAAUUCUGCUGUAAGCAUAUUUAUAGUUAUUGAUCUUAAGUUAUCGCAAUUACUACGUAUACUUUUACUACAC
Molecule: messenger RNA, 3032 nt
Organism: Suillus subaureus
Lineage: Eukaryota; Fungi; Basidiomycota; Agaricomycetes; Boletales; Suillaceae
Product: chloride channel
Exons: 17
Coding region: 175-2871 (898 amino acids)
Biological process (GO): transmembrane transport; chloride transport
Cellular component (GO): Golgi apparatus; early endosome; membrane
Molecular function (GO): voltage-gated chloride channel activity
Source: RefSeq, a predicted model, not a curated record